AUGCCCCGCUACAGCCCCAAAGUUCCUGAUGCGCAAAGCAUCGUCAACAAGUUCAAUCAGGUUCGGUGCCACCAACGCCUCAAUCUCAAGUUCGAUGAGCUCGAGAAGCUUUACUUCUGUGAAAGCAACAUCGGCUUCCCUGCUCCUGCGACGGAUGUACUUGAAGCCGAGAAAAAUCGAAGAGGAGAACUCCCCCCUAUGCAUGUAGCUUUGGGGCUUACCAAGCGAUACGCCAAUAUGAAACCAAAUGAGAUUCUCGAUAGUCUCCAAAUGCAUGAGCAUCGGCGCUACACUGCGCGAUUCUACCAACAGCAAGACCUUGUUUGGGCUCACAAUAAUGCCGGUCAGCCAGGCUUUCAAGGACAACACACGAUCCAGCCACAAGACUUCAACUUUAGUGGCCCCCAUAACCCGUCUGAGCAGCUGUCCGCGGUUCAAGUCGCGCAGCCAAUGGGCAGCAUGAUGAUCCAGGAGCCAGCUAUUCAAGAGCAGCCUACGUUUCAACCACAAGUAUUCAACUACAAUGAUUUCCAGAUCCCUUCUGACCAGCUGCCCGUGGCUCAAGUCACGCAGCCAAUGGGCGGCUUAAUGAUCCAGGAGUCAGGGAUUCAAGUACAGUCUAUGUUCCAGCCACAAGAACACAACUACAAUGGCUUCCAGAACCAUUCCGAACAGCUGCCCGCAGCUCAAUCCGCGCAGCCAAUGGGUGGCAUGAUGUUCCAGGAGCCCAUCGAAUCUCAACAAAUGGCUGCUGACAACGACGCUAUGAUCGAUGUGAUCGAUCCUUUUCUCUUGGGCCUUGAGACUCCAUGGGUUCCGAUCCAAGAUCCCGCUGCGCUCGCUGCUAACGAUGCCAUCACCACGGGCAUUGGAACUUCAAGGGCUCCGAUUCAACGUCCCGCUGCGCUCCCUGCUGGCAACGAUCGCAAUGACGUCCUUGCUGCCGUGGCGCCGGGUCCUGUAGAUGUCCCUGCUCUUAUUCGCGAUAUUUCUGCAAAUUCUCAGCCAACUCCGCCCGAGCAUGUGGAAGAGGGAUCCUUGACCAUUGAGGACACUUCUCUCCCAGUUCCGACGGAAGCCGAGACUGAGGAGUGGACAAGGACCUUCUUGCGCUCGCGGGAGAAUGGCUUUGCACCUGUGGACGACUCGAAGGAGAAUGAUUUUGCACUUGUGGACGACUUCGAAUUUUAG
Messenger RNA from Didymosphaeria variabile, 1191 nucleotides. RefSeq lists its product as uncharacterized. NCBI's taxonomy places the organism in Eukaryota, Fungi, Ascomycota, Dothideomycetes, Pleosporales, Didymosphaeriaceae. The transcript has a single exon. The record is from RefSeq and is a predicted model, not a curated record. The coding region runs from base 1 to 1191 and encodes 396 amino acids.